AUGACAUCACUCCCCCCCGCGCCCACCCUCCCCCACAGCCCCGACCCAACCCUCACAAAAGUCCUAGACCUCCUCUUCGAGCCCUCGCCGCCCCUACACACCCUGACCCUCCCCAUCCUGCGCUCAACCCCCUUCCCCGACUACGCCACCCUCAUCGUCGCCGUCAGCGCGCAGCUCAACGCUCUGGCAAGCUCCUCCACCCGCGAAGACACAGCCACGCUCUCCGAGAUCCUGUGCGCGCACCCGCGCCUGGGCGAGAAGAAGGUCGACAGCGAGCAGAGCCGUAAGGAGCAGGCGCAGCUGCAGGGUGGGGGGGAGGGGGAGGGGGAGAAGUUGGAGGUGUUAAAUCGGGAGUAUGAGGAGAGGUUUCCGGGGCUGAGAUAUGUGUAA
Messenger RNA from Dothidotthia symphoricarpi CBS 119687, 390 nucleotides. RefSeq lists its product as uncharacterized. The transcript has a single exon. Lineage: Eukaryota; Fungi; Ascomycota; Dothideomycetes; Pleosporales; Dothidotthiaceae. The record is from RefSeq and is a predicted model, not a curated record. Bases 1 to 390 code for a protein of 129 amino acids.